UGAAGCGAAUAUUUGGUGAAGCAGCUAAUACGGGCAGAGUUCACCCGCGGGCGGUUAUCACUCCGCCUCCUUAUCUAGAACAGUCAGUGGCCUAGCCGCCUCCCAGAUACAUAAACGUCUCAUUUAUUGAUUUCUUUUUACAAUUAACUUGUAGAUACGACAAUUCUAUUGUUUAAUAGUAUUACUAUCCAUUAUGGAAUCAAUUUUCAAAUACAGAAGCUCUAUACUUUUAAUAAGUCGUGUUUAGUCAUUUUAGUACUAAGUAAGAUUUUUUAAAAUAUAUUUUAUAAAUAAUGGGCUACGUUUUUUCUCGAAGGCAGUGGAUGACGAUAGUCGUUAUUUCAAUAGCAGACUUUUGUAAUGCAAUAUGUGUAGCCCUGCAGGCGCCGUUCUACCCUCAAGAGGCCGAGAAGAAGCAAUGCUCGGCGACGGAGUACGGGCUGGUGUUCGGCGUGUUCGAGCUGGUGGUGUUCCUGGUGAGCCCGCUGUACGGCUCGCACCUCAACCGCAUCGGGCCCAAGCUGCUCUUCAACGGCGGCAUCCUCACCACCGGCGCCUGCGCUAUUCUAUUUGGGAUGUUGGACAAGGUGGAGGGACACGGCGCGUUCAUCACGCUGAGCUUCGUCAUCCGCAUGGUGGAGGCCAUGGGCAACGCCGCCUUCCUCACGGCCUCCUUCGCAAUCAUCGCCAAGGAGUUCCCUAACAACGUCGCUGUCAUGUUUGCGUCGUUAGAGACGUUCUUCGGGCUGGGGCUGAUCGUGGGCCCGGCGCUGGGCGGCGCGCUGUACGCGCUGGGCGGGUACACGCUGCCGUUCGCGGUGCUGGGCUCGGCGCUGUUCUGCGCCGCCAUCAUGAGCUGCGUGGCGCUGCCAAGGGGCAACGAGGACGAGGACCUGCGCCCCGGCGGACCGAGCAUCUUCACGCUGCUGCGAGUCCCGGGCGUGCUGCUGGCUGCCGUGAGCAUCAUGUGCACCAGCAUGAGCAUCGGCUUCUUGCAGGCUACGCUCGAGCCGCACCUGCGACAGUUUAGUUUCUCGCCCAUGAUCCUGGGGCUGAUGUUCGUGAUCAACGGCGGCGUGUACGCGGUGUCGGCGCCGGCGUGGGGCUGGCUGUGCGACCGGCCCUCCAUCAAGCCCAAGUACAUCACGGUGCUGGGCUGCGCCUUCAUCGCAGCCGCCUUCCUGCUCAUAGGACCGGCACCCUUUAUUUAUGAUCAGACGUUACUGUGGGUAACAGUGUUAGGCUUAGUACUACACGGAUUAGGCAUGGGGAGUCAACUGGUAGCAUCCUUCGCAGACGCGCUCGGUACUGCUAUUGCGAGUGGGCUGCCCAAUUCUAUUGAGACGUAUGGACUGGUUUCCGGCAUGUGGACGUCCACCUUUGCGCUGGGAGCAUUCAUCGGGCCUACGGUGUCCGGUCUCCUGUUCGAUUCCAUCGGCUUUAGAAGCUCUACCAUGUUUGUUUUCAUAAUGAAUCUGAUAGUGAUGUUAAUGGUGGUGGUGUUCUUGUGGACGUCGGACCGCGCGUCGAAGCUGGACGUGUCGGUGUCGGCCGGCGACCUGCUGCAGGUAGACGGCACGCUCGACGGCAGCGUGCUCAUCGGCGACGAGUACCCGCCCGCCACUCAGCGCGCCAAGAGCCACCGGCGCGGCAUCAGCGUGGAGCAGUCCCGGCCGCCGGCCAUGAACAGCCUGAUCGCGUGCUCCAGCUACAAGAACCGCCGCACGCCCUGGAGCCAGCGCACGCCGCGCUACCGCCCCUCCUACGGCAGCCUGGACGCGCGCUUCCGCGGCGCCAUGUCUGUCGUCUGACAAGACAACCCCUGAGGGUCUCGCCAACUGGCAAUCGCUUAUUAUAGAAAACAUCAAUCCAAAUUUAGAUCGUACUAACCCCUUAUCACACGAUACCGGAGUCUGUUGUUGUCAGCAAACCUUAGUCUUACUUAAACUUAUCGAGUCUGAUAAUAUAAAUAGGUAUUGUAGGUAUUAUCUGAAACGGUAUACCUAUCGGUAAUAUCGGCAUACAAAUAUGUACAAACCGACACUGCUUUUA
Cydia splendana is the source of this 2052-nucleotide messenger RNA. RefSeq names its product MFS-type transporter SLC18B1-like. The transcript has 10 exons. NCBI's taxonomy places the organism in Eukaryota, Metazoa, Arthropoda, Insecta, Lepidoptera, Tortricidae. The coding region runs from base 294 to 1811 and encodes 505 amino acids. Gene Ontology annotation, biological process: transmembrane transport. Gene Ontology annotation, molecular function: transmembrane transporter activity. The record is from RefSeq and is a predicted model, not a curated record.